UCAUCUCUGUGGUCUGCUCAUGCCAUGCUUGAGCUACCACAGAACCCUACUUGUUGUCCUUGAUAGGCAGUUUGGCACCUCUCAGCAUCGAAGAUGAAGAUUGGCAAGGGCACGGAGCUCCUGAAGAAGGCAGCUUCGACAUGCAAGAACAAGAUCAGAACCGGCGUCGUCAUGGCCAGGCUCCGCAUCCUCACCUCGCCCCACCGCAGGAUGGCCACGAUCGGCGCCAUCUCUCACAGGAUCCACACUCUCAUUGUGGAAAAUCAGGAGAAGGGUGCCAAGGUGGACUACCACAAGACCUUGGUCCGCAAGGUCGAGAGGCAGGCAUGCCAUGGGAUGGUUGAUGAUCUGUUUCACCAUCUAGCACAGUUUGAUGAAGAUGAUGGUGUUGGUGGCUGUCCUAACUGGACACUUCACCCGAUCUUCAGCGACGGUGAUAAUUGUUGUUACACUUAUGGGUAUGACGACAAUGACGAUGAUGAAGAUGAGCCCUCGGUGGUGGAUCCAAUUAGGAGCAACCAGGAGGCUGCGGAGUUGGCAUUCAACAUGGACGACGAUAUCGACCAGGCUGCUUAAAUGUUCAUCAGAAGGUUCCGUGAGAAGAUGAACAAGAGCUUUUGAUGAGGUUUCAUUCCAUAUGUACCUUACACGAGUGUUACCACUAAAUAGGUGACACUAGGGAGUGAGAUCGAU
This is a messenger RNA of Triticum dicoccoides, 693 nucleotides long. RefSeq lists its product as uncharacterized. The coding region runs from base 94 to 576 and encodes 160 amino acids. Lineage: Eukaryota; Viridiplantae; Streptophyta; Magnoliopsida; Poales; Poaceae. The record is from RefSeq and is a predicted model, not a curated record. The transcript is spliced from 2 exons.